ACCAAACGUACGGCACUUUACGCGACUGAACUUCAUAUAGCAACAUUCGACAGCAAGUGCUACCAUUGCAAAGCCCGAUCUGCUCUGCCAUCAACCAGCAGCUAGCAACACUCAGCGCGAAUCAAAUCUGCUAUAUCAACGUAUAGCCCUCACCUGUCAUUAAUGUUGUUCGCCAUCGCCCAAAAUCUUAAUCCGAGAGCUUAGCCCACCAUGGCCGGCCUUGAAGACCCCGAGGCGUCCCCAGGCCUGUUCGAUUCCGAGUCUGAAUUCGAGGGCUUUGGGUCAUUACAGCCCAGUCCGACACAUAUUAAACAAAAGUCUCCACAUGCGCCUAUUACUAGCAAUGACAUUGGAGCUGUCGACACCGAAACCACAGCCGGCGAGCUUCUCCAAGCGUUGCAGGCCGAUGUUGUGAUGGAAGAUGCGCCCCUCCCGAGUGACCAACCGAACUCGGGCGGCUUGAUGCAGGAGAAUGUCGACCAUGCCCAAAAAGGUCGCGACGAAGACGACGAUGGCGACGAGGAUGGUGAUGAUUACACCCACGAGCAGAGCGGCAGCGAGGACCAGUCAGAGGUUGGCCGGCGCAUUGGCGAGAAUAGCAGUAGAAGUAGCAGCAGUAUUGUUGGCAAGGCCAACAGCAGUGGCUAUUGCGACAGUCUGGGUACAAGCACAAGCGGGAACCAUGAACGGCUUCAGAUUCUGAUCCCUUCAUUCACGGGGUUCAAGGACGGAGAGUAUCAUGUGGCACCGCCGAGCCAGUACGUGAAAGCUGUAAACAAGGAUCUGGGUGUUGGGUUAUUCAAAAUUGAGUAUGAUGAUGGCCGAACAGAAAAUGUGUCUUAUCAAGAACUUUGCAGUCUUGAGAACGGUCGCGUGGCAUUGAAUCGUUUUCGCGAUCCAGACAAUAUGGACGAGACCUACCCGCACCGCAGUUCCAAACGGCGGAAAGUCAGGCAUGACUCAGAUUACGACAGUGCCACGUAUCAGAUCAAUGAGCCCGCAGACGACGAUGAUCUGGACAUCGGCUAUCAUGAUGAUGAGGAUGAAGAUGAAGAUGAGGACAACGAUGAUGACGAUGACGACGAUGACGUUGUUUUCAAGCGCCAUCCAAGUCAGAAACGCCGUUCUUCGAAUAGGAUCUCAUCCAGAAUCUCUACGCGCAAUACCACAAGGCGCACCAAGGUCACUGUUCGGUCAUCGGCCUCAGUUGCGCCUUCUGGUUCUAAGCGCAGCCUAAGAACCAAAACCCAAGAAGCCACCCGACGGAGUCAAGCACAAGAUGACCAAGAUUCCGAGGCAGACGAACUUGCAAAAAGCGACAGCGACUACCCUAUCAUUGUUUCAGAUGUCCUACCUGUCAAGCCGAAAAAGCAAAGGGGACGACCGUCUCGCCACAGCUUCCGUGAGGCCUCCAUCGAGUUCGAAACUAGACGGUCAGGUCGGACCAACAAGACGACGAAGUCAAUGGAUGUGAGGGGCUUGGGUGACGACGACGACGAAUCUUUCUACGUCGAAGACAAGCAUGCGGGUGCGCCCAAGGUAAUCAGUAUCAAGGAAGUCUUUAAACCAGUUCAAGACGAGAAGUUCAACGCGGUGCACUCAACCAUGUGCGACACGUGUGGACAGGUCGGCCAUAACGCUCAAAAAGGAAUCCUGAUACAUUGUCAAGGAUGCUCCUUUGCCUACCAUAAAACAUGUAUCGGCUAUCGGGCUGGCAGAGAGCAUCGUGCCACCAAAAUCGGCCCAGGCGAUUUUGUACUGCAAUGUCGCUUUUGCAUUGGGUUUUAUCGGAAAAGAGAUGGCGCCCCCCGGCAUGACAAAUGUCAGGGCUGCAACGAAGAAGGGAAAGCUUGUAAAGAAUUCUCGCCCAAGCUCACGGGCAGAGCAGAAGAAAAGAUCCGCAUUGCCAACAACGGGGAGGAUCCUGUCACGCCGGUUCCGGCUAACCUCAUCAACAACGCAGAAGUGGUUCUGUUCCGCUGUGCUAAGUGCAAACGGGCGUAUCACUACGAGCAUCUGCCUCGAGUGGACAAGCGUGAGGACCCAGACGAUACAGAGGCCAUCCGUGCCAACCGCCUUGCGGAAUACACUAUCGACCAUAAAUGCAGAGAUUGUCUCGAUAUCACCGACAAAAUUGAAGCUUUGGUGGCGUGGCGGCCUGCUGACAUGGAGCGUCAUAAAGAUCAACCUUUUAGCGCUCUAAGCGACGACGUCAAGGAGUAUUUGGUGAAAUGGGCGACCAAAUCCCAUGCCCAUUGCACAUGGCUACCAGGGGCCUGGGUGUAUGGUGUGGUUAACGGUACCAUGCGAGCAUCGUUUGCCAAGCGGAAUGAUGGCGACGCGCCUCCUCCUGCGGCCGACACAGACGCUGCUAUCCCCGAAGAAUGGUUGAUGCCAGACAUCAUCUUGGCUGUCAGGUACCAAAACGGCUCUGACAGCACCUACUCGAAACAAGAUGCUUUGGCCAAGAUCUCCAAGGUUAAGCAGGUACGGGUCAAGUUCCAAGGCCUGCCAUACAGCGAUACUGUUUGGGACGCUCCACCGUCCAAGGAUAAGCCCAGAUUGUGGAACGCCUUCAAAGAAGCGUAUUGCGAAUGGGUAGCUGGCAAAUACUUUGAGGAUGUCGGCAACAGCACAAUGCUUGCGCGCAUGAAGCAGUGGCGCGCCCUUGAUCCCUACCCAUCGAUCCAAAAGCAGCCUGAGGGUUUAGCUUCCGGCUGCAAGCUGAUGGGCUACCAAGUUGAAGGCGUCGACUGGCUAGUAUGGAACUAUUACAAGCUGAGGAGCUGUGUGCUCGCUGACGAGAUGGGUCUCGGCAAAACUAUCCAGAUCUGUGCUUUCAUGGCGGCGCUUGCGCUGAAUGAGCCCAAAUGCUGGCCGUUCCUUGUUGUCGUUCCCAACUCGACAUGCCCCAACUGGCGACGAGAGAUCAAGCAGUGGGUACCGGACUUGCGAGUAGUCUGCUACCAUGGAGGAAAAGUGCCCCAGGACCUUGCGCUUAGGAACGAGUUGUUUCCAGAUGGGAGGGACAACAUGAAGGCUCAUGUGGUCGUCAUGUCUUACGAUUCUGCUUCCGACAUGUCAACUCGCACUUACUUCAAAAAUGUGCAUUGGAAAGCCCUGGUGGUCGACGAGGGUCAACGACUGAAGAACGACCAAAACAUACUUUACGUUGCGUUGAGGGCCAUGAAAAUCCCCUUCCGUAUACUCCUUACGGGAACGCCACUUCAAAACAACAAAAGGGAACUGUUUAAUUUGGUUCAGUUCAUCGACAGCAGCAAGAACGCAGCCAAGCUGGAUGAGAGGUUUGCAGAGCUUACUAAAGAAAACAUCCCUCAACUGCAUGAUGAAAUCAAGCCGUACUUUUUGCGGCGCACCAAAGCUGAAGUACUCAAGUUCCUGCCGCCUAUGGGACAGGUGAUCGUUCCGGUGACCAUGUCAUUUGUUCAGGAAAAGCUCUGCAAGUCUAUAAUGACCAAAAGUCCACAAUUGAUCCAGGCUAUUUUCGCAAAGAACAAGAUGGGCGUCAAGGAGCGAGGCUCUCUCAACAACAUCCUGAUGCAGCUGCGCAAAUGUCUUUGUCAUCCUUUUGUUUACAGUCGUGACGUCGAAGAUACAACUCUCGACCCUGAGACGAUGCAGCGCAAUCUAAUCGAGGCGUCUCCAAAGCUUGUUCUCCUCAGUCGAAUGCUUCCCAAGCUUAAGGAAAAGGGCCACCGUGUCUUGAUUUUCAGCCAAUUCCUUGAUCAGCUGGAUAUCAUUGAGGACUUUCUCGCCGGUCUAGGUUUCCUGUACCAACGUCUCGACGGAACUAUGAGCAGCUUAGAGAAACAGAAGCGGAUCGACGAGUUCAACGCUCCCAGCUCUGAGCUCUUCGCGUUCCUGCUGUCUACUCGUGCUGGCGGAGUUGGUAUCAACUUGGCUACGGCUGAUACCGUCAUCAUUAUGGACCCGGAUUUCAAUCCCCAUCAGGACUUGCAGGCGCUAUCGCGCGCCCAUCGAAUCGGCCAAAUGAACAAGGUCCUCUGCUUUCAGCUUAUGACAAAGGGUUCAGUCGAGGAGAAGAUUAUGCAAAUCGGACGCAAAAAGAUGGCGCUGGAUCACGUACUGAUCGAGGCCAUGGACGACGAGGAGGCAGCGCCCGACGAUUUGGAGUCGAUCUUGAAGCAUGGAGCUGAGCAAUUGUUCAACGAUGAUAAUGAAAAAGAAGUUAUCAAGUACGAUGACACCUCGAUCGAAAAGCUACUGGACCGUUCCCACCUUGUCAACCCCGAGCUCAAUGAUAGUGAGAAGCCAGACCGCGAGUUCACAUUGGCUCGCGUAUGGCGGAACGACAAAGGGACUUUGGCAGACGACCUCGAGGUUGCUGAAACCGGCACUGAUGUUAUGGACUCAACCGCGUGGCAUGAGAUUAUACGAGAGCGUGAGCUGUUGGCCCAACGCGAGGCUGAAAAGAACGCCCAGGUGUACGGUCGUGGCGGCCGCCGACGUCAGAAUGUGACGUAUGCGGCCAACGAGAACGAAGGCCAAAAAAGCGAAUCUGAAAAGGAUGAGGAUUUCGUUGCCAAUGAAGAGGAAUCGGCUGCCGACAGCGAUGAGAGCAGUGAUGAGGAGCUCGAUAGGAACGGAAACCCCGUUCUCAAAGAAAUCUCCAAUCCAGCAGUCCAACAGCUCCCUCCAAACCCCGGACGCAUCUCCACCACGGCCGUUCCCAUACCUGACUACAUCUCCGGAAACUACAGCCGUGCUCUCCAGCCUCAAGGAAGAGCCGGCACCCCCGGAAUACAAAUCAAACUCUCAAACCGACCUGUCCAACAGCCAUUACCCUCCCUCCGACAGCCACCAAUCUACCCUCAACCCCCAGGAGGGCUCAAUGGGACCGCCGGGCCAACAGCAGUAAGACAGCAGCCAGCUGUCGAGUCGGGGCUGAGAAGGUUCUGUGAUAACUGCUGUCUGCCUCAUCCCCCGCAAGCACGGUGCCCUAUCGAUACGACAUCCGAGUUGUCACUCAGACUCACCAUUGACGCUUUACGUACUGCGACUAACGAUGACAGGGUGCAUAUAAGGAAUGCACUGCAGGAGAAGCUUAGGCAUCUCAGGGCUGUCCAGGCCGCCAAGGCCGCACAAGCUGCUAAUAACCUGGGAGGUCGGAAGGCAUAAUUUCACUGCUUUUACCAUCUAGACUCAUCGUCCACUUUGAUACUUUCACAGGCAUUCAGGGGCGCUUUUUUGGCCACAUAGAGUGGCUGCUUGCGUAUUAAACUUUGACCUUACGACAUGACAUGUUGUCAAAAGCUAUGCUUUUCGAAGCUCUGGUUUUGUGCCUGUAUUGCCCUUUCCCUCCCUUUUUCUUUGUUCUCACUUAAUCUGAAGCAUGCGAGCAUUUCCUGCAUAGGAGUGAGAUAAUGAUGCACGGGCAUUUUUUUAUUUAAUCUUUAGUCUGUCUCUGCCUUGAUAUCGGUGGAGAUAUGGUGGGAGGUGAAUAGAGGACGGAGAGGCGUUGAAUUGUUGACAGGAAGAGCAGAUGGAGAUCAGAGAUGCAUUUGCGUUUGGACUCUAGGAAAAGAUGUGAUCGUGGUGCCUCGUUCCAAUCUAGUCAGUCCUAAUGCAGCACAAAAAAACCAUCUUGACGAAAUGUAC
This is a messenger RNA of Pyricularia oryzae 70-15, 5640 nucleotides long. Its product is annotated as chromodomain helicase DNA binding protein 1. Gene Ontology annotation, cellular component: nucleus; chromatin. Gene Ontology annotation, biological process: negative regulation of transcription by RNA polymerase II; chromatin remodeling. Lineage: Eukaryota; Fungi; Ascomycota; Sordariomycetes; Magnaporthales; Pyriculariaceae. Gene Ontology annotation, molecular function: ATP-dependent chromatin remodeler activity; ATP binding; DNA binding. Bases 211 to 5160 code for a protein of 1649 amino acids. The record is from RefSeq and is a predicted model, not a curated record. The transcript has 4 exons.